Mytilus trossulus (common blue mussel) is the source of this 3095-nucleotide messenger RNA. RefSeq lists its product as uncharacterized. Lineage: Eukaryota; Metazoa; Mollusca; Bivalvia; Mytilida; Mytilidae. The record is from RefSeq and is a predicted model, not a curated record. The coding region runs from base 351 to 1973 and encodes 540 amino acids. The transcript is spliced from 2 exons.
GUGUGGGGUUUCUGUACGAACAGGUUCAUUCAAUUGAAAGAUCAUAAGGAUUAUUAGGCUAUUGUGUCAUCUGGUGUUAAAAAAUGUUACCCCUCACCAGUUCACACACUGUCAUGGCUAACAGAAGGAAAUAAGGCAUUGUUACCUUUCACAGAGGAUAACUACGUCGCCAAAGAUAAUAUUAGCUUUCUUGGGUAUCUAAAUAUUAAGAAUUUAUAGCACUGUCAACAAAUUUUAUAUACAAGGAAUUAUUGUGUGUUUAGAAAUGAUUUAUUGAUAAAUGAAGUUAAAUCAAAUUAAAAAUCUGUAAAGUUUAAUAAUGGAAAAUGUGACAUGACCUCGAUUCAGCGAUGAUCUUGGAGUUUAGACAAGGCUUUAGAAACUUUUCAGAAAACCUGCAGACGACAUUACCCGAAAGUGAGAUGCACGCGCCAGUUCAACGUCAGAUGACCACUUUGGAUUCUGCAGCACAAGGAAAGGUUAGGAAACGCACAAAAAUUCAGAUGAACAUGGAUUUAGCUUUAGAAAGGCAAAACACAACCAUUAACCCGAUUAUGUUCAGUGGGAAAGGUUUUGACAAUAUGAAAAUUGUCCGCCAUAGAACAACAGACUUCGAUGUCUGGAGUGUCAUUCCAGACAAGAAGUCGACAACAAAACCAAAAAGUGUACACGAAAACUCUCCGUCGAAUCUGAGUCGACCUAUGUCAGAGGUGUCAGCAUAUGAAUUAGAGAAGAAGGAAGGACACAAAUUUCCAAUAUUAGGACCUACUAGACAACAAACAGAUAUAUACUUUAAACACAAAUCUAAAAAACUACAAGGCUUAAGUCUACAAGGACCACCAGCAGAUCAAGAUACACUCCGACGUUACAACAGUGAGUACGUCAUCCGUGAGGACAAGCAUUCGGAACAUUUAAUACAGUCGUCAAGAAAAUUACGAAGUAGUUGGUCAAAUAUUACUUCCGGUUCAAUAAUAUCUCGUAAAAAUAAAAAUCAUGUCAUUAAUGGUGAUACAACAGAAAAUUUGCAAGACGUUCGAUUUUUUGCAGAACUGGUGAAGCCACUUCAAUACCGUUUACGCACACAUGAAAAAGAAGAAAAGGAAAAAAUACUUUUUCCAUCCAAAUAUGGAUUUCAUCAAAGAAGUCAUUCGCCAACGUUUCGGCGACUUCUGGAAGCUACAGAAAAACUCAAAAUAAUUUCUCAACACGAAACAGUAAAAACUUUGUUAAAACAAAAUGCCAAUAUAAAUGAAAAGAAAGUGGUCUCCCUUAUAAAGCCGGAUCCGGAAAUAGUGAAAGAGAAAGCAGAAUUGUUUGAUUCUGUUACACCAAAAACACCGGAUGUGACGGCUAGAACUGAAAAGAAGAAACACACAACUUUCAUAACAGACGAAGUGAUAGAUAAUAAAGAUAAUACUACAAUUUCUGACUUCCCGGAUAAUAUUACUACAAUAAGCGAGGAACCAGACGAGGAUGAUGCAUGCGAUACAGAUAGUGAAGACGGAGACGACGAAAAGGAAGAUCAUGAUAACUCAUUUAAAGUGGACUUUAAGGUAGAUGAUUCACAUGCCGAACUACAUUUAUUUCUUCCAAAAAUUAGUAGUGGUAAUAAAAGUGCUAAAACAAAUAGGACAGAUGAUUUUGACGAAUGUUCGAAUAAAACUGAUAGAACUGGUCCAGUUGUAUUACCCUCUAUCAAAGUUGACUCUAUUCAUCAAAUAAAAUCAUAUCAAAAUCCGCCGGGUAGAAAACUUAAACGACAGGAUACAUUCCGCAAAAAGAAGAAAAAAGCAGUUGAAAGGAUAAAAUCAGCUGCUGAUCCCGAUAAAAAAGUUAAAGACCAUUUGAAUGACGUUCAUACCUUAAUAUCUAUAGAAGACCAUCAUUCUUCUCACACUAAUGACACUGUGUGUCACUUCGAAAAUUGUCCGUACCAUAGCUUAUUACCUCCGACACAAGAAUCAACUUCAUAGCAUUAGUAGUAUAUGGUUGUUAUUAUUUGUCACUCUGAUAGUUUGAUUGCACCCUAAUUUAAUUCAUCUGUAUAACAUGUAAUUUUUAUUGCCUCUUUGAUAUGUUCUGAGAUAAAUAAAGGAUCAUAACUCUGGAGACCUGUUACAAAAUUCAAAAUUAAUGUACAGAUAAGUUGUUAUUUGCAAACUAGCAUGAAUAAUCAAAAUUCAAAUUGUGUGUUGUUUCAAAACUUUUGAUUAUAUUCUUUUGCUAUACUUAGCAGAGUACAAUUUUAAUGCAUAACUAGAUAAGGCAAAUGAUAUCGAAGCCAAAAUAAUGUUACGAUUAUAUCUUUUCGUAUCCAUAUUCUUUUACCAGCCAUUUCGAUUGAAGGUGCAUAAGGAAACUUAAUGAAAAAUCUGCUGUACAUUUUUGCACACAAUCUUUUAUAUUGCAUCGGCAAAUAAGACACAAUGAGACCCAGUUAUAGGGUUUUACUUGGUUUAAUAAGAAAAAAAACAGAGUAUGCCAUAAUAAACAUAUACUACAGAAUAGAUUAGGACCAGCAUGCAAAAGUCACAUAUAUUAAAGGUGUAUUAAAAUGAUAAUUAAGAUGUUUUUCUUACAUUUUCAAGCGAGAUGACAAUAUGUGCAAAUUCUGAAAGUAAAAUUGUGUCCUUUCAUUUUUUAAAGGAUUGUUUGUAUCGGUAAGUGUUCAAGUGACUACUCAAUCUCAGGACCUAAGCACAUAUUAAAAAAAUGUAAGCGUGGCAGAAGUUUCUUCUUCUAUCUAUGUUUUUGCUGCUCACAAACUAUCUCACAGCUAGACAAACUAUCAGUCAUAAGUCGAUAAAUGAUUCUGAUUGGUCUACAAAUUCUGGAAGAAUUUACUUACGAAAACAGUUCACUUAUUUUUUACGAUGUUAUGAUAAUGUUAAAAUUUUUGUUUUAAAUUUGAACUGAUGCUUCGAAUCUUUUCGAUUAAAAAAACUUGACGAUAGCGAAAGUGCAAGGUCGAAAAUUAUAUCUAUAAGGUGAAAAUGCUGUCUUUUUAUUCUGUUGUGCUUUUAUCUAUUCGUCUAUGCAUUGUUAAAACAUAUUUUCCUACACAUGUGAUUAUGCAAAUUGUUAUCAUUUUGUUU